Molecule: messenger RNA, 894 nt
Organism: Andrographis paniculata
Lineage: Eukaryota; Viridiplantae; Streptophyta; Magnoliopsida; Lamiales; Acanthaceae
Product: syntaxin-112-like
Exons: 1
Coding region: 7-894 (295 amino acids)
Biological process (GO): intracellular protein transport; vesicle fusion; exocytosis
Cellular component (GO): endomembrane system; plasma membrane; SNARE complex
Molecular function (GO): SNARE binding; SNAP receptor activity
Source: RefSeq, a predicted model, not a curated record
AUCAAGAUGAAUGAUCUUAUGACAAAGUCAUUUCUAAGUUACGUCGAGUUGAAAAAGCAAUGCCAAAUCGACGUCGAACAAGAAAGGGACUUAGAGAUGGGAACUCUACACGAGGAGGGCCAAAAAAAUCUCUUGGAAUUUUUCAAAGAAGCCGAGGAGAUCAAAGCCAUAAUGAAACAGAUUUCGGAUCUCUUGCUCGAUCUCCAAACUCUAAACGAAGAGACUAAAUCGACAUACAGUGCCAAAAUCCUCCGAGGUCUAAGGGACCGAAUGGAUUCGGACAUGGUAGCCGUGCUCCGGAAAGCCAAGGUUGUCAAGGAAAAAUUGGAAUCCCUCAACAAAUCCAACGAAGAAAACCAAAAAAUCUACGCCGAAGGCAGCGCAGUCCAUAGGACGCGCAUUCUAACAACAAAUGGACUGCGAUCCAAGCUUAAGGACAUCAUGGAUGGCUUCCAAGCCUUGCGCGAAAAAAUCAUGUCCGAUUACAAGGACGGAUUGAGGAGGAGAUAUUACAACGCGACGGGGGAGUAUCCGAGCAAGGAAAUAAUAGAAAAAAUGGUGUUGGGAAAUGGGAAGGUCGAGAUAUUCGAAAAGAAAGCCGAGAUGUAUAUGGAGAACCGAGAGAGGCACGAGGCGGUGAUGGACAUAUGGAGGAGUUUGAACAAGCUGCAUCAAGUGUUUCUUGAUAUGGCCGUUAUGGUCGAGGCUCAAGGCGAUCGGAUUGAUGACAUCGAGCGUAAUGUCGCCGUGGCGGCGAGUUACGUCAGCGGCGGAACCAACAGUCUUUUCUAUGCUAAGCAGACGAAGGAAGAGGGCAGGAAGUGUGUGUGGUGGGUGUGGUCUAUAGGGUUUAUUGUAGUUGUAGUUUGUUUGGUUGCAUUGUUGACAAGUUAG